AUGGAUGUGAAAACUCUGGAGCUCAGUUCUUCAGUCUAUGCACCACCUGCGAGAAAUUGCAGUGGUGGAGAUACCAGCACCUGUGAUACGGUGACCAACGUUUUCUAUGUGGACUUCUACCUCCACCAGCCUCUGGUAGCCGCAGUCUUCAUCAUAUCCUAUCUUUUCAUUUUCCUCCCGUGCAUGAUCGGCAAUGGAGUGGUGUGCUUUAUCAUCCUGCGCAACAAGCACAUGCGCACCGUCACCAAUCUCUUCAUCCUGAAUCUUGCCGUCAGCGAUCUGCUGGUGGGGAUAUUUUGCAUGCCCACCACCUUGCUGGAUAGCAUCAUAUCUGGAUGGCCCUUUGGCAAUAUUGUCUGCAAGAUGAAUGGGAUGGUCCAGGGAAUAUCGGUCUCGGCUUCUGUCUUCACUUUGGUGGCCAUUGCAGUGGACAGGUUCCGCUCCAUUGUUUAUCCAUUUAAGCAGAAGCUCACUCUGUGGACAGCCGUGGUGAUCAUAAUCGUCAUCUGGGUUCUGGCGGUUGCCAUCAUGUGUCCGUCGGCAGUGAUGCUGAAGGUGGAAGAAGAAGAGAAUUAUAGAGUGGUGCUUGGAUACGGCAACAAAACCAGCCCUGUCUACUGGUGCCGGGAGGCCUGGCCCAACCAGGACAUGCGGAAGAUCUACACCACGGUCCUCUUUGCCAACAUCUACCUGGCUCCUCUUUCUCUCAUUGUCAUCAUGUAUGCUCGGAUAGGGAUCACUCUUUUCAACAUCGCCACACCUGCCUGUGGGAAGCAAGGCCAAGAACGCCACUCUGUCUACAAGAAGAAGCUGAAGGUCAUCAAGAUGCUGAUCAUUGUGGCACUGCUCUUCAUCCUCUCGUGGCUGCCUUUGUGGACCUUGGCCAUGCUCUCGGACUAUGCUGAGCUGAGCGAAAGACAGCUGUACAUCAUCAAUAUCUACGUCUACCCUUUUGCUCAUUGGUUAGCCUUCUUCAACAGCAGCGUCAACCCCAUCAUUUAUGGCUUCUUCAAUGAAAACUUCCGCCGAGGUUUCCAGGCAGCCUUCCGGCUUCAGCUUUGCUUGGGGGAUGUCAUGCUGCGGGAAACGUAUUCCCAACGGGGAAAAAGCAAUGCUGUUCUACCAGCAGCUCCCCCCCAGCAGCCAGGCCAUCGUCUGACAUCAGCUGUGGCAGGGAGGUCAGCUCAGAAGGGAAACUGGGCAGACAAAACACAAGUUUUGGUGAUGGAGACUCUGGAUAAAACCUCUAACAAUGGCAUGAAACUAGACUUGGUGUAA
Varanus komodoensis (Komodo dragon) is the source of this 1278-nucleotide messenger RNA. RefSeq names its product neuropeptide FF receptor 2 (gene NPFFR2). The transcript is spliced from 3 exons. Bases 1 to 1278 code for a protein of 425 amino acids. The record is from RefSeq and is a predicted model, not a curated record. Gene Ontology annotation, biological process: G protein-coupled receptor signaling pathway; regulation of cAMP-dependent protein kinase activity; regulation of MAPK cascade. NCBI's taxonomy places the organism in Eukaryota, Metazoa, Chordata, Lepidosauria, Squamata, Varanidae. Gene Ontology annotation, cellular component: membrane. Gene Ontology annotation, molecular function: peptide binding; opioid receptor binding; neuropeptide receptor activity.